Messenger RNA from Spea bombifrons (plains spadefoot toad), 2560 nucleotides. Its product is annotated as RNA exonuclease 5-like. The transcript is spliced from 21 exons. The record is from RefSeq and is a predicted model, not a curated record. The coding region runs from base 78 to 2447 and encodes 789 amino acids. Lineage: Eukaryota; Metazoa; Chordata; Amphibia; Anura; Pelobatidae. Gene Ontology annotation, molecular function: exonuclease activity; RNA binding. Gene Ontology annotation, cellular component: nucleus.
UAUAGUCUUCCACCAAGCAUGGACUGCCUUAGGCAGGAGAAGUAAUCGAUCAUCGCUAGAACCGGUGUUUUUACUUUAUGAAAAUGGCUGAAGAUGGGACUGCAAAAGACCGCAAAAGAUCAAGAGAUAAUCAUGUAACUGACAGAAAUUCCAAAAAAACAUGUAUGGAAUCUGACUACAGACAAAACAUGAAUGGUUCCAAUGUGCAUAAGACCAAGAAGAUUCCAAGGUUAUCCCCUGCAUUAUUCCACAACGAUUGUGAAAUCCAACACAGACAAAUUCACAAGCUCCUGAAAUAUGCCUGUCUGGGCAAGGAUCACAACGUAUCUCAGCCAAGCUGGUGUCAUGUUCAUCACCAGAAGCGUCUCCAUGGAGUUGUUGUCAUAAUAUUACAGGACCUCAGUCAGCUUCAUUUUUAUACAUUUUACUUGCACUUUCGCUACCUCAGGAGACUUUUUAAACAUAGGUUUUCCUUGCCGUCUCCACCUACUGAUUUUAUUGCGUCUUUGGUUGGGAUAGACCAGUCUGGCAUCGCUAACAGAAAGACAAAAAUUAUAGACGAUCACCAUAAAAACACAGAAGGUCCUGUACAUCAACCAGGGGUCAUUGAUGCUCCAACUAAAAACGAUUUUUUAUUGAAUCCCAUUAUCCAAAAAUAUGGAAAUAAGAAGAAUGGGCUCACGAGGUAUCUGCUUUCUCCAAAGGAGCUGAAGAAAAAUGAUUACCCUUUAGUAGGAUGUCCAAGUACAGCCCACUUUGUUGAAUCUGGCUGCACAGGAGAAGUAACUGACAGCAGCCCUCUUUUUGGUUUGGACUGUGAAAUGUGCUUAACAGAUGAAGGAUAUGAACUCACUCGCAUCUCACUGGUGAAUGCCGCUGGUCAGUGCAUCAUGGAUGAGCUGGUGAAGCCAGACAAUGUAAUCAGGAAUUACGUGACCAGGUACUCCGGUAUUACAGAGAAGCUUCUUCUCCCAGUGAAAACUAAACUCAAAGAUGUCCAGUACAAGCUGAAAACCUUUCUUCCCCCCGAUGCUGUUUUAGUGGGUCAUUCAUUAAACAAUGACCUCAAAGCUCUGCAGAUGAUUCACACAAAUGUGAUUGAUACAGCACUGCUUUUCAUUGGAGAAUUUAAAAGAAAAUUUAGAUUGAAGUUCUUGGCUCAAGCAGUCCUAGGGAGAGAGAUUCAGCGUGAAGAUGUCAUUGGUCACAAUCCAUGUGAGGAUGCGAAGGCUGCGUUGGAUUUGGCUCGAUACUUUAUUCUGCAUGGGCCGAAGAAGGUUGCCCAACUUAGUCUAGAUGACAUUUUUAGAAAUGUGAAUAAUACCAGUGGCUCCUUCAAAGCACAAGAGAAUAAACCUGUUUUGCACCAAAAUGGGGUCACCUAUCCACUGAACACGGACAUAAAACAAACGGAACAUUUAGCAGAGAACAACAGAUUAGUACCAUCAUCACGUGUGACUGGCCCGAUGAUCAUCUAUCUCACCAGAAUGAAUAACCUGGAGAAACGUGACCAUUCAAAACAAUUGGAGUAUAUUCCAUGUACUUCAGAUAAAGAGGUACUUCAGGAAGCUUGUAAAUUGGCCCCUGUGUCUCCAAUCAGUGUAAUAGAGUUCUGUCCCAAGGACAUAUACAGCAACUGUACAGCAAAUGAUAUGAUCGCAAAGGUAAAAUGUAAGUUUGAGGAGAUGAUGACUGUGUUUGCUGGUCCAUUUAAGAAAGACAUUUGCUUAAAAUCUGUAAAGAGGGCAUUCCAGACCUGUGGGCCCAUCCUUUCCAUUAGCAUUUUAUCAGAGACUUAUCAGCCCUUUGUCUGCAUAAAGUUCUCUGUCCUGGAGGCGGCCCGGUUGGCGCUGGAAGGUUUCAAUGAAACUUAUGUUGAUGGCUGCUUUAUCAAGAUACAGGAGGAAUUUUCUAUACCUCCCAAAGAGAUAUUUUCAUAUUUAAGAAUAAAGGGUUUUAUCUCAAAAUGUAACCUACUCUAUAAAGGAGAAGAUUUAGAACAACUUAAAAAAUUGUACAGUAUGAGGAACACUAAAGACAUAAAAUCUAUUUUACUACCAAGAAAUCGCAGCAACCGCAAACAUGCUCGAUACUGUUAUUUAAAAUUCCAGAGUUUUCCGAGUGCCCUUCUUGCAGCUGAACAUAUCCGAGCACAAACUAAUUUAAGAACCUGUAAAGCAGUGACCGCCAGUCAUUUGCAUCGAUGGUUAAAGUCAUCUAUAAAUUCUGUUCCACCAAAACAGCCUUUGAAUGAAGCAGUGCUGCCACAGGAACAUGAUCUCAGAGAUCUGACGGCUGCCAUUAGAAGCGUGGACAGGAAAAUUAAUCAACUUUAUGAAUGCCUUGAAAGAAAUACAAUGUGCCUCAUUCUUUUCCCUGGUAAAAACAGUGCUGAUGGAUUACUUCCAGGCUUCGGUCUGAUGGGUAUAAAAGAAGCAUCUGGAUAAAUUAUUUCUAUUUCAUAUAUGCCAACACUGAAGUUGCAAAAAAAAAAAAUGAAAUAAAGAGAAUCCAUGUUUUGUAUGGACUAUGUACAAGCUAUUUUCAGCGUCUCACCAAA